Molecule: messenger RNA, 1464 nt
Organism: Pomacea canaliculata
Lineage: Eukaryota; Metazoa; Mollusca; Gastropoda; Architaenioglossa; Ampullariidae
Product: KICSTOR complex protein ITFG2-like
Exons: 12
Coding region: 36-1331 (431 amino acids)
Biological process (GO): regulation of TOR signaling
Cellular component (GO): KICSTOR complex
Source: RefSeq, a predicted model, not a curated record
AAGGCGGCGCCGCUAAAGUGAAAACUAAUUUCACAAUGUGGCGAACUGUUUCGUUUGUUGACAACAUUGAGCUGGACUUUGCCGGUAAUGUUAUGACAGAGGCUUUGGACUUGGGGGACGUUGACAAUGAUAAGGAAAACGAGCUUGUGGUUGGAAACAUUGAAGGAGAUCUUGCAGUUUUUAAGGGAGACCAUUCACAGCCUUGGAAAAAAGCAAGCAAACUUGGGAUGAUUACUUGUGUCCAGAUAGGUGACAUUUUCAACAUUUACAAGAACUUGUUGGUGUGUCUAAAUGCUGAAGGGUGCUGCUACAUUUUUGCUGUAAAAGGAACUGAAAUUCCACAUUUGGAGGAUUGGAGGAUUGGUGAAGAAAACGAUGUCGCAGCAGAAAGCAAAAUUUUGACACCUGUCUAUACACAAAAUCUUCCAGCAAACUCUAGAGCUAUGUUAAUAAGAGAUACAGAUGGUGAUGGACUGCAAGAAAUGGCAGUUAUCUACUCUGAUAGAGUGGUACGCAGUUUCCGGUGGGUACCCAGUGGUGAGGGGGAUUCCCCCUUUUCUGGACGUCUUCAUCAAGUGGACAAAUGGCAACUCGCUGGCCAGAUAGGAGCAGUGACUGUAAACCAAAGACCAGAUGGGAGUUCAGAACUGAUGGUGUCCCAACCAGGUCGCACCUAUGUUACCCUCCUGCCCCACGGAGUUUGUUCCACCGAAAGUGAUGAGUCCAAGUCACCAUCAUUUGUUUUUCAUCCACUUGGCCACAGCCGUGCACGAAACAAAGAUGUUUCCACAGUUAUUGUUGGUGGCAUUCAAAGGGGAGAAGAGGGGGCAGCAACCUACCAUGCACUUGCUUCCCUUGAUGGUACACUGGUUCUGGUUGAAAAUGACAGGAUCUUAUGGUCACUCCAAGUUGACCACCAGCUGUUUGUCUUGGACAAGCUAGAUGUUACAGGCAAUGGUAAAGAAGAGGUGGUGUGUUGCUCCUGGGAUGGCCAGACAUACAUAGUAAACCAUAGCCGAGAUGUAGUGCGCUACCACUUUAAAGAAAAUGUGGCUGCUUUUGCUGCAGGUUACUACUCUGUGCCAGGCAAGGGUAAUGUUCCAUGCUUCAUAUAUGCAACGUUCAGUGAUCAUAUUUACAUCCAUCAUAAUAUCAGCCUUCCAUGUGUGGAGUCAGCCACUCUUCUGGCUGUCAUGCAGCGCUAUGAGAGUACACCAUCACUUUUGAAAAAUGUUGGCAUUGAUGCCACAAAGCAAGAUACAGUCUGUGCCCUUUACCACUGGCUGCUGUAUGGAUGGCAUCAGAAACCUGAAACUACAAAUGUAUGCUGAAGGAGUUCAGAGUCAAUGACUACAAGAAAAUUUUAUAUUGAAUGUAAAAUAUGUAAAAAUAUAUACAUUUUUCUUCUUUUUGUACCUUCAUUCGUGUCUAAAAUUAUUAUGAACAUUAUAAACAAUAGUCUUU